Mustela erminea (ermine) is the source of this 2183-nucleotide messenger RNA. RefSeq names its product membrane palmitoylated protein 3 (gene MPP3). NCBI's taxonomy places the organism in Eukaryota, Metazoa, Chordata, Mammalia, Carnivora, Mustelidae. Gene Ontology annotation, molecular function: protein binding. The record is from RefSeq and is a predicted model, not a curated record. The transcript is spliced from 19 exons. Gene Ontology annotation, cellular component: plasma membrane; cell-cell junction. The coding region runs from base 272 to 2029 and encodes 585 amino acids.
CCCCUCGGCCCCCGGCCUUCCUCCCCGCGCUCACCCCCUCCCCACCCCGGUGCGCCCCGCUCCUUUCCAGCCUCUGGGUUUCCUCCGCACCGCCUGCAAGCGGCCCCCGGGGUUCCCCUUCCCUUCGGCCAGCUGCGCUCCUUGUUCGUCCCACAGGUUCCUAACGAAAGCGAGCUGGAGUCUGUGCCUGGCCGCCUCGCGGGAGGGGGGGCACAGCUAGAAGAAGCCAGAGGAAUCUGCAGGCAGAGCCCGGGAGCUGAGCGGCACAGACAUGCCAGUGCUGUCGGAGGACUCUGGUUUGCAUGAGACCCUGGCACUGUUGACUUCUCAGCUCAGACCUGACUCCAAUCACAAGGAAGAGAUGGGCUUCUUGAGGGAUGUUUUCAGUGAAAAAAGCCUCAGUUACUUAAUGAAGAUUCACGAGAAGCUUCGCUAUUACGAGAGGCAAAGUCCAACCCCUGUUCUGCACAGCGCUGUGGCCCUUGCUGAGGAUGUGAUGGAGGAGCUGCAGGCCGCCUCCGUGCACAGCGACGAGAGGGAGCUGCUCCAGCUGCUGUCCACCCCCCACCUCAGGGCCAUGCUCAUGGUACAUGACACCGUUGCCCAAAAGAAUUUUGACCCCGUUCUUCCCCCUCUGCCUGAUAAUAUUGAUGAGGAUUUUGAUGAAGAAUCAGUGAAGAUUGUCCGCCUGGUGAAGAACAAGGAGCCCCUGGGCGCCACCAUCCGGCGGGAUGAGCACUCUGGGGCUGUCGUGGUGGCCAGAAUCAUGCGAGGGGGCGCGGCAGACCGCAGCGGUCUGGUCCACGUUGGAGAUGAGCUCCGAGAAGUGAAUGGGAUCACAGUCCUGCAUAAGCGCCCUGAUGAGAUCAGCCAGAUUCUGGCUCAGUCCCAGGGAUCCAUUACCCUGAAAAUCAUUCCAGCCACCCAGGAGGAGGACCGUUUAAAGGACAGCAAGGUGUUCAUGCGGGCGCUCUUCCACUAUGACCCCCGGGAGGACCGAGCCAUCCCCUGCCAGGAGGCGGGCCUGCCCUUCCAGCGGAGGCAGGUCCUGGAGGUGGUCAGCCAGGACGAUCCCACGUGGUGGCAGGCCAAGCGAGUAGGGGACACCAACCUUCGAGCUGGCCUCAUCCCCUCCAAGCAGUUCCAGGAAAGGCGACUAAGCUACCGGAGAGCCACCGGCACCCUGCCAAGCCCACAGAGCCUCAGGAAGCCUCCCUAUGAUCAGCCUUGUGACAAAGAGACGUGUGACUGUGAAGGGUACCUCAAAGGACACUAUGUGGCUGGUCUUCGGAGAAGCUUCCGGCUGGGCCGAAGGGAAAGACCGGGAAGCCCCCAGGAAGGAAAGGGGUGUGCAGGAGCGGAGUCUCCAGAGUUGCUGACCUACGAGGAGGUAACCAGGUACCAGCACCAGCCUGGUGAACGGCCCCGCUUGGUGGUUCUGAUUGGAUCUCUAGGAGCCCGACUGCACGAGCUGAAGCAGAAGGUGGUGGCAGAGAACCCACAGCACUUUGGCGUCGCCGUUCCACAUACCACCAGGCCCCGAAAGAGCCAUGAGAAGGAGGGGUUGGAAUAUCACUUCGUCUCUAAGCAAGCGUUCGAGGCUGACUUACAUCACAGCAGGUUUCUGGAGCAUGGCGAAUAUAAGGAAAACCUCUACGGAACCAGUCUGGAUGCCAUUCAGGCGGUGAUGGCCAAAAACAAAGUGUGUUUGGUGGACGUGGAGCCGGACGCACUGCAACAACUGAGGACCUCAGAGUUCAAGCCCUAUGUUAUAUUUGUCAAGCCUGCGAUUCAGGAGAAGAGGAAGACACCACCCAUGUCCCCUGCUUGUGAGGACACAGCAGCCCCACUUGACGAGGAGCAGCAAGAGAUGGCUGCCUCCGCCGCCUUCAUAGAUCAGCACUACGGGCAUCUGGUGGACAGCGUGCUGGUGAAGGAGGACCUCCAGAGCGCCCACAGCCAGCUCAGAGCGCUCUUGGAGAAGCUGGGCAAGGACACUCACUGGGUGCCUAUUAGUUGGGUCAGGUAACUGUAUGCUAGAACAUCUGGGUUGGAGAGGAGCUAGAGGAGGACCCCCUCGUCUAGCCCUUCCCCAUGCUACCAUCAAGGAAUCUUAAGUGUGGAGAGGAGCAGAAUUUUCCAUAAACGUCCUUGUGCAGAAGAAUAUGUGUGUGGAGUCUGGU